AUGAAAACGGCUCGGAUAGCUGCUGAUGAACUUUGUCAACUUCACAAAAACGGUGUCGAUUAUAGUUCAAAAUUGAACUAUCUUAUUAAAGUACAUUCAACAGCUUUCUACCUAAAAGCGGCAACAUCUGCUCAACUUAAAGAUGCUUUAAUCGAUGGGCUAAAACUAUUGCGCACAGAUGUUAUUGACAGUGUUAAUGCUUUCAAAAUGGAUAUUCAUCACGAACAACUCUUCGUAGAAGAAUUAUCAUCUACUGCACAUAUUUUAACAAAACUUGACAACACUGCAUCAAUUGCAAUAUCAUCAAAAUUCGUGUAUCAGCUCGCGAUCAAUUCAUCAAAUAGCAUAGAAAAACGAUCUGUCAGUGAUGAUAUAGAUGUUGGAACUAAAAAAAUGAAAGUCGAAACUCCUGUGCUUGAAGAAAAUGUUUCAAUGCUUUCAGCUAUAAAUGUUCCACCAAAAUUUGUGAGCGCAGCUACGAUGGUUGAACAAGUUUCUGAAAUCACAGAUGAAGAACUGUUGGAAUUUACACUUGAAUUCGAGCGUAAACACGGAAUAUAA
Molecule: messenger RNA, 561 nt
Organism: Adineta steineri
Lineage: Eukaryota; Metazoa; Rotifera; Eurotatoria; Adinetida; Adinetidae
Source: the annotation of a GenBank genome assembly